AUGACGUGCCGAAAACAUGUCGUCUGGGACGAGAAUAAUCUUGAGCAAAAUGAGGAGUACCGCCGCCUGCACCCCGUGACGAUGCGAAUAACGGAACCGAAAACUCCUUACGAGUACGCCGGGGUGGACGAAGAGGGGAACUUCUCUGAUGAAACCGAGCCGACGGAGGGAAAUGGGAAAUUGGAGGAGGAGACUCUCACCACGUGGGACCCGAAGGUAAACGCACUAGCGAAGGAGGUGAAGGAGGGGUGCAUCAAGGGUAGGACUAGGAUCGUCGCGCCGAUAAGUUCUUCGGGUCGGCCGAUGUUGUCAGCUGCUGUUACGUCCGGCAAGCAGCUUGAGGAGGAGCACGACGAGGACUUUCGAAGGAUGCGCAAGGCGGUUUAUGCGGACGAGGGGGCCAGGUUCAAGGCGCUGUUGUCUAAGCAAAACGAGGAGGAGGCGAAGGACUGA
Trypanosoma conorhini is the source of this 453-nucleotide messenger RNA. Its product is annotated as putative protein phosphatase inhibitor. Gene Ontology annotation, biological process: regulation of signal transduction. Lineage: Eukaryota; Euglenozoa; Kinetoplastea; Trypanosomatida; Trypanosomatidae. The record is from RefSeq and is a predicted model, not a curated record. The coding region runs from base 1 to 453 and encodes 150 amino acids. The transcript has a single exon. Gene Ontology annotation, molecular function: protein phosphatase inhibitor activity.